CGACAAUAGAAGAAGUUUGCCGAUCAACAGCAGACAGUGGUCCUUGCGGCAAUUACGCGGAUAUGUUCUACUAUGAUGCAUUCUCCGGCAAAUGUCAUCCGUUUAUCUACGGCGGUUGUGGCGGAAAUUUGAAUAAAUUCAAAACGAAGGAAGAAUGCGAAGCACGCUGUUCGCACAUUGGUGCAGACAGAAAUGCGCCCCGUCCCGUGUCCAGCUUGCCACUGGAGCGCGGUUCUUUGGCACAACCUGUACUGUUGCCUGGAUCCAGUCCUGUUGUUUCAGCGCCCGGUAAAAUUUUCGUUUUUUUUUUGCUUAUUCUUUGAUA
Messenger RNA from Gongylonema pulchrum, 325 nucleotides. The record is from the annotation of a GenBank genome assembly. Lineage: Eukaryota; Metazoa; Nematoda; Chromadorea; Rhabditida; Gongylonematidae.